Fragaria vesca subsp. vesca is the source of this 1076-nucleotide messenger RNA. RefSeq names its product hydroxyacylglutathione hydrolase cytoplasmic-like. The coding region runs from base 64 to 840 and encodes 258 amino acids. Gene Ontology annotation, molecular function: hydroxyacylglutathione hydrolase activity. NCBI's taxonomy places the organism in Eukaryota, Viridiplantae, Streptophyta, Magnoliopsida, Rosales, Rosaceae. The transcript is spliced from 7 exons. The record is from RefSeq and is a predicted model, not a curated record.
GCAGUUUGAAAGAACCAACUAGACUACUCGAUCUCUCAGCUGCACUGUCACUAAUCCGAGAAGAUGAAAAUCCACCACGUUGCUUGCUUGGAAGACAAUUACGCAUACCUAAUCAUUGACGAGAGCACCAAAGAAGCGGCGGUUGUGGAUCCUGUUGAACCCGAAAAGGUUCUUAAAGCGGCUCAAGAGCACGGUGCCCAAGUCAAAAUCGUCCUCACCACUCACCACCAUUGGGAUCAUGCGGGUGGAAAUGAGAAGAUAAAGGAGUUGGUGCCUGGUAUAAAGGUGUAUGGCGGUUCUGUUGAUAAUGUGAAGGGCUGCACUGAUAAGGUGGACAAUGGUGAUAAGAUUACGCUCGGAGCUGAUACUCAAAUACUCUCACUUCACACACCAUGUCACACAAAAGGUCACAUAAGUUAUUAUGUGACUAGCAAAGAGGGAGAGGAACCAGCUGUUUUCACCGGAGACACACUGUUUGUUGCUGGUUGCGGCAAAUUUUUCGAAGGAACAGCUGAACAGAUGCAUCAGUCACUGUGUGUAACUUUGGCUUCUUUGCCAAAGCCUACACGAGUUUACUGUGGUCAUGAGUACACAGUGAAAAACCUGCAAUUUGCUCAGACAGUUGAGCCACACAAUGCAAAGAUAAAGCAGAAGUUAUCCUGGGCACAGCAGCAGCGGGAAGCGGGUCUCCCAACGGUUCCCUCAACCAUUGAGAGCGAGAUGGAAACAAACCCCUUUGUGCGAGCUGAUAUGCCAGAGCUUCAGGAGAAGGUUGGUUGCCAAAAUGCUGUGGAGGCUCUCCGCGAGAUAAGGCAGAGGAAGGACAACUGGAGGGGCUAAUCCAUCAAUCCACCACUCUGCUUACCUUACAUACUGUGUGUCAUCUUCCAUUCUGCAGGGGCUAAAUCUACCACUCUACUUAUCAUACAUACUGUGUGUCAUCUUCCUUUCCGCGAUAAGGAUUUGUAGAAUUCGUUCAAGAAAAGUAAACUUUUUCCAUGUUUUCGUCAUGAACACCGCAAGUAAUACAGUUUGUGUGAUGUAUGUGGCUUACAGGACCGGCACUCUUAGUUUCC